Messenger RNA from Orbicella faveolata, 1510 nucleotides. RefSeq lists its product as uncharacterized. NCBI's taxonomy places the organism in Eukaryota, Metazoa, Cnidaria, Anthozoa, Scleractinia, Merulinidae. The record is from RefSeq and is a predicted model, not a curated record.
AUGCUUCAACGUAUAGAUUCUAUCCUUGAUGUUGACUUCACUCCACAAAUCAGCUUCAGAUACCAUACAAAUGAUGGUCGGAAAAUUUUUGUCUUCGACAAGAUUUUAAAAACAAAGCACCUUGGUCUAUUUUUAGAAUAUUUAAAUGUGGACUUGGGCUCUUGGCAGUUCAGGCUCUAUGAACCAUAUGAUGGCGGCAUUGAAGAGCCAAUGGAUAAUAUUCCAUGGAUUAAUCCAGUAGAUUGCCUAGAAUUUUCCGGAACUCUAGUUGGAAGAACAGUUCAAAAAGCAGUUAUGGAUGCUGCUGGAACUGAAGAUAUUUACUAUCCAUACAAAGUAAGAGGAAAAAUCAUGCGACGAGGAGACUUCACUAAACUGCACACUGAUGCUAACAGAACAGAUGAUGAAUUUUCUGCCUUGAUGUUCCUGAAUCCAACAUGGAGAAAGAACGAUUAUGGUGAACUAUAUCUGUAUGAUGAAGAUACUGAAAUUGUUGCUGGAGCUGUUCCAAAGUUUGGUCGUUUAGUCGUAUGGCAGAGUUCCAUCUCUUACCUUCCGAGGCCCCCCAGCAUUGCUUUCAAGAAGGGUCAGGUGUUACUUCAUGUACAAUUCACAAAAUCAAAGGAGAAAAUGCUCAAAGGCCAUGCAGAGAUAGUGGCAUCUAAAAAUGAGCGCAAAGCUGCUUACAAUGCCGGAUUCAUUGGAAGUGACAAGCCUGCCCCUGCUAAUAUCAAUGUGACACAGCAUUUUGUCUCUGAGCAUAAGUCUACACAAGGGAAGAGAAUACUUGUGUUUGAUGAUCUUUUUAACAAGGAAGAUUUGGAUAAAUUACGAGCCUUCAUCUUCAAACAUGGCACAUAUUAUUACGAUGACAGUGAUGAAGGUGAUAAUGAUAGUGACAAUGUUCAAUGGAUUGCGGGAUUUGAGAUCAAUGAUUACAUUCAAAGCAGACUGUGGAACAUCAUGCAGCAGACUUUAAAACAUGUCACUGGGCAGGAUAAGUGGUUCCCGUAUGACAUCUCUUGCAACCUAAUCAGAAGUGCCGACCACACCCGUAUUCACCAGGAUUGUGAGCCUCAUGAGGAUGAAUGGACGUACCUCAUAUAUCUGACACCAAACUGGACCAAGAACGACUAUGGAGAAACUGCCUUCUACGAGACAAUGACUAACAACAAUGAGAUCAUCACUGAGGUCCGGCCAAAGUAUGGACGGGCUGUAGUUUUCCAAGGUAAAUUAGUUACUCAUUUUUGUAGAAUGUAACUGAGUCUCACGGGCCUGUAAUGCAUACAAAGGACUGCAAUCAAUUAGCCUUCUUCUCUCAUUGUGAACCAUACGGUAUGCUUGCUUCAGGGCUGUGAGGGGUUGUCACGACCAGUGUUGGAUCAUUGCGAUCCGCCAACUUGAUGUCCUUGACAAUUCAUCUCGGAUCAUCACAAUCUGCAACUUGUUCAGGGAUAGGUCUUGACUUACCUGAAGUUCACUUCUGCUUAGCCUUUUUCGAAAUGACUUC